Messenger RNA from Cotesia congregata, 423 nucleotides. The record is from the annotation of a GenBank genome assembly. Lineage: Eukaryota; Metazoa; Arthropoda; Insecta; Hymenoptera; Braconidae.
AUGCUCUUUGAGUCGACACCAAUACACGACAGACGAUAUACAUGUAGUACAGUGAGUAAGAUGGCGGAUGAUGAGUUUGUCGCGAUUUCAGAUCAAGAAAAAGUUAGAAUAGUAUCUGAUUUUAUUUUGCAUUCACCCCCAGGUGAAUUUAACGAGGUUUUUAACGACGUCAGAGUAUUACUCAAUAAUGACAAUUUGUUAAAAGAGGGUGCGUCGGGGGCAUUUGCUCAAUACAAUAAGGACCAGCUUACGCCUGUUAAGAUCGAGGGAAGUGAUUACCCGGCACUUAUCACCGAGUACAAUGAUCUGGGGAACCAGAGGUUUUAUGAUGGACGCAGUAAGCUCAGUUUUAAGUACGACCACCUACGAAAAGAAGCUACUGAUUAUGAACAGUAUGAACCGGACGUCAACGUCGAGCCCUGG